Messenger RNA from Sclerotinia sclerotiorum 1980 UF-70, 168 nucleotides. RefSeq lists its product with no specific name. Bases 1 to 168 code for a protein of 55 amino acids. The transcript has a single exon. The record is from RefSeq and is a predicted model, not a curated record. NCBI's taxonomy places the organism in Eukaryota, Fungi, Ascomycota, Leotiomycetes, Helotiales, Sclerotiniaceae.
AUGGGAUUAUUCAUCGGUUACAAAGAUGAGGUGGGAUGUCCGGAAUAUAAUUUUACCUUCCUUACUUACUACGUACAAAAUGUUCGAGAAGGUAGUUCGGGAUUCUUGGGAAUUGUGGGCGAUUUUGAAGAGCUUCUGAUUGAUCAUGAGGAAGCAACUAUAAAUUAG